AUAGCAAGCGAGCGGUGACUGUACUGGGGGCCCACGCAUGCGCAGUCGGAGCCCCGGAGCCGCAGGAGAUCAUAGCUGCGCUCCGGAGUAAGGGACAGGGACGCCAUUAUGAGUGCCAAAGUGAACAUGGAGGCUCCACCCAAAGAACCUGAUCGCACCCCAUUGGACCCGUCCUCGUCCCCCUUGUCCCCCAGCGAGGCCGUCCUCAUCUGUGGGAGUGAUGGUGUGGACAAGAAGGCUCGGCCCCAACCCCAAACGCACACCACCACGGCUUUCCUCCUACCAGCGCCUGCUGCCGGCCAUCAGAAGCUGGUGGUGACUCCAGCUGUUGCCGUGGGAGACCCAGGUAAAGGAGGCCGGGCCAAUGAGACGACCACCCUGACAGCACAGGUGGGCGGGGCUUGUAGCAUCGUCCACGUCCUUGAGUGGAAGGAGGGGAUGGCCAUCCUGCCCAGCAGCAACCUCAAGUUCUGUGUGAGUGACGUAGGAACGCUGAGCACGCUGAUCACCCCGGUGGCGACCAGCAGCACCACUGAACCAGAGGCCGGGACUUCUGGGAGAUCCGCUGACGCAGAAAUUGCUCCAGCAGAAAAGCCAGAUGUGUCGGCUCCUGUCGGCUCUGUGAGAGGUGCAGCCGUGGAGCCGGAGAGGUUUGUGCCGGUUGUCAAACAUGAAGUCCAGGUUGGACCGGGACAACAGAACUAUGAUCCCAGAGCUCAGAGGAGCUACGCAGAGGAGCUACGCAGAGAGCCCUUCACUGACAAGAGGAGUGUCGGGGUAGAGAAGGUGCCUGCAGGCAUGAGGAUCUCCUCCCUUAACCCCGAUCACCUGAAACCCAUGAGGAAGAGGAAGAGGAAGGAAUACCUGAGUCCCUCUGAGGAAGACUCUGACAUCGAAGGCACGGAUGAGAAAUUGGAUGAUUCUAAAGCAGACAGCCGGCUCAUCAGAGGAGCUGGAGACAGUAAGACAGAGCAGUGGACGUGGGCUCAGUAUCUGGAGGAAAGCAAAGCUGUAGCUGCGCCCAACAACCUUUUCCAAGAGACACAGAGAGUGCCAACAGUGAAGAACGGCUUCAAGCAGGGGAUGAAGCUGGAAGGCAUCGACCCGCAGCAUCCGUCCAUGUACUUCGUUCUCACUGUUGCCGAGGUCUGUGGUUACCGGCUGCGGCUUCACUUUGACGGCUACUCCGACUGCCACGACUUCUGGGUGAAUGCCAACUCCCCCGACGUCCACCCUACAGGCUGGUGUGAGAGCACGGCACACAAACUGCACACUCCCAAAGGCUGUAAAGAGGAAGAGUUCACCUGGACCAACUACCUGAGAAUGACUAAAGCACAAGUGGCGUCCAAAGAGCUGUUUGCCAGUCCUGGGAGGAUUGAUGUGAAGAGCAGUUUCUCGAUAGGAAUGAAGCUGGAGGCCGUCGACCGUAUGAACCCUUCCCUCAUCUGUGUAGCAACCGUCACUGACGUGGUGGACGACCGCUUCCUGGUUCACUUUGACAACUGGGAUGACACGUACGACUACUGGUGUGAUUCCAGCAGUCCGUACAUUCACCCUAUUGGUUGGUGCCAGGAGAGGGACCUCCCCCUAACACCACCCCAAGAUUACCCAGACCAGGCCCGGUUCUUCUGGUCUCAGUACCUGGAGGAGACCGGUUCCAAGGCGGUGGCUGCCGACGCCUUCAAAGUGCGUGCGGCACACAGCUUCCUGUCUCAGAUGAAACUGGAGGCCGUUGACAAGAGGAGUCCUGGUCUGAUCAGAGUGGCUACAGUGGAGGAAGUCGAGACUCAUCGCAUUAAGGUCCAUUAUGACGGCUGGAGUCAUGUCUAUGAUGAGUGGAUGGACUCAGAUCACCCCGACAUCCACCCAGCAGGCUGGUGUGAGGCCACCAAUCACCCGCUCAAAGUUCCUCCCCGGGACGCCAAACCACAGCAGUCGCAUGGUAGCAGCCAGCACUUCAGUCAAAACUGUAUGAGGGAUCUCCCUGCUGUUACCGGCCAGCCCACCUACCCCUCCUCUGUUCCCUGUAAACCCAUCAGCCACCCCAGAGCCAACAAGUACAGCUUCCACAACAGGUCAGCUGAACUCAACUCUAUCAUCAGGAAGUGUCCGACUCCCGGUUGUGAUGGAUCAGGCCAUGUGACGGGUCGUUUCACGGCCCAUCACUGCAUAUCCGGCUGCCCAUUGGCUGAGCGUAACCAGGGCAGGCUGAAGGCCGAGCUGUCAGACUCAGAGUGCAAGAGGACCCUCUUUCUUGGCCAGAGGACCAAGAAGACCCAUUACCGUGGCAGGAUUGGCCGUCCUCCCAAAUACAGGAAGAACCAGCAGAGAGACUACCAGAACUUGUCCUCAGAGGGCGUGUAUCCGUCUCUGUUCAUGUCGGCUCUGAGCAGUCAGUCAGACAGGACUCUGUCUCUGUGCUGGGAGCAGCACUGUAAGCUGCUGCCCGGCGUUCAGGGCAUUCACGCCAGCCAGGUGGCGGCAUGGAACGUGGAAGAGGUCUUCAUGUUUGUCCAGAAUCUAAUCGGCUGUGAAGAACAGGCUCGUCUCUUCAAAGAAGAGAUGAUUGACGGGGAGGCCUUCCUGCUGCUGACCCAGACCGACAUUGUGAAGAUCAUGAGCAUCAAGCUAGGCCCCGCCCUCAAGAUCUCCAACGCCAUCCUCAUGUUCAAGAGCACAGACGAGGUACUCAAGUGAUCCCGCCCUCACCUGACCCGGGCCACCGAUCAUCAUGUGCCAAAUUCAUUCUGUUACAGGGACAAACACCCUGACCCCUUUUUAAUGUGUUUGGUGUCCUGUACCCAUCAGAGAGAGGGAGGGGGGGGAGGUGCGAUCAGGGUUAAGGGGGAAAUAAAGGAGAGGUUGGAAGAAGAAAAGAAAUAAGGAAAUACAGAUAUUUUUUGGGAGUAACUUCAUGAAGAUGAACGUUUUUAGUUUGAUGGUUUUCACAACAUUACCUCAGUGGCAGUGUUUCACAGAUCUACCAGUCAAUGGUAUGUUUGGCUCGUAAGUACAUUUCCAACCACCUGUUUUAAAUGCUGAGGGUUAAUGUGUGCAUUAAAAACCAGAGUGGAAAUAGUAAUAAACAAAAAACUCAUUUCUCUAAAGGUUUCAGCUGAGGUGUGUAAGGCCUUGUAUCAAUACAGAGAAGCUCAAGGCUGAUGGAAACAGACUCUUUAAAUAUCUGUUGCCUUCUGGCAUCCUGCUGCCGCUCAGCCUUACAGGACACACUCGGACUAUUUAUACUUUCACUUCCUGAAUGAUGCAAGCCUUAACACAGGCAGUGUUGGGAAGUUACUUUUGAAGUGUAAUAGGUUACAGAUUACUAGUUAGGCUGUUAAAAAUGUAAUAAGUAGUGUAAAUAUUGUAAUUUAUUACAUUUGAUUAGUUUUUGAUUACUUUUCUACCAAACGCUUUAAACUCAGCAAUAAAGCUGAAAAGUUUUAAAAACAUGAAGUAAAACCUCACAACAGUACUCUGUUACUCUAUUACUAUCAAACUUGUAUCACAAGUUCUUCUAUAUAACUUGAAUUAGGAUUGUAUAAGAGCAACAUGCAGGAUGAAUGUUGUAUUCUACAUCUAAGCUUUUUACUGAAAAUACUAUAUUCAGAUGUAACCCCUUUGUAAUCACCAACAUUUUGAUGAGUUUUGAUUUCUCAGUAACUGUAACUGAUCACAAUUAAAUGUAUUCUGUAAGUUAAUUAAGCCCGUUACAUGGAAGGAGUUGCUCCCCAACACUGUCAGCUGAUGCUCACAGUAUCACCUGGCAGAGGUGGACUCAAGAGACUUUUUGGAAAUACAUUUUUUUUUACACAUUACAAAAUGUUUAAGAGCAUCAUCAGCUCCUCUGACAUGGCAGGUGAAAUCAACAACAAGGGGGGAGGGGGGGGGGGGGUAAAUGCAGUAGACGAGGCUGGUCAGUGAGGCUCCUACAAGCCUCACGUUAUGUGCAAUAAAAAAGUCGAGACAGAAGUACUGUAUUAGGUAACGCUUAAUAUUACAGCUCCUUUAAGUUAUCAGACUAUUCUGUAACAGAAUACAAUUUAAUAAAUAAGCUGCUUUGUUCAGGACUGUUUGGAAAAGUUUAGGCUUGUGGCAGAUGAGCAACUUAAGUUUCCCGCUCAUCCUCAAGUAUUAGUCGUUUGUGUUUAAAUUCUCCACACUGUACUUUCUCACUGCUCCCUUAAUGUGAAAACAGUGAUACAGAAGCUGUAAUUUAAAAUGUCGCCCUCUUAUACAGUAUCUGAGUCCGAAAACAGAAAAAACACAGUGUUUUUAUCUAUAUGCAAAAGAUCGUACGCUUUUUUUUUGCAAUUCUGAAUAGAUGAAAAGGACACUUUGCAUUGGCGUUUUAGCACAACUGUGAAACCCAAAUGGAUUUUACACAAUGAUGUUCCCACACUUGGUCACUAGAGAGUGCAAGAAAUCCACAUUUUAGCACUAUAAACAUGGAUUUGGUAUCUAGUCCAUGGAGCUCUCUGCAGUUUACAUGUGAUGGAAACGACAACACUGGAAAUGUUUACAUUAUAUGUCAGAAUUGGUUUUAAAAAAACACUGUAUGGAUUUGAUAUUGUGAGAUGAGAGUUAUUUUACUGGAGUGUUUUAAGGGCUCUUGGAAUCUUACUUCUUUGUGUGUCUCUCUGGUGGGAUUUGUGUGUGCGUAUGCGUGUGUGUGUGUGUGUGUGUGCGCGUGUGCGUGUGUGCGUGUCAAGAUAAUCUUGGGUCACAAAUGUCAUUCAAUCCAUAUGAAUUAAUAAACAUCCAAAUCUGUCUUGU
Cottoperca gobio is the source of this 4776-nucleotide messenger RNA. RefSeq names its product L3MBTL histone methyl-lysine binding protein 1 (gene l3mbtl1). The transcript has 22 exons. Lineage: Eukaryota; Metazoa; Chordata; Actinopteri; Perciformes; Bovichtidae. The record is from RefSeq and is a predicted model, not a curated record. Gene Ontology annotation, molecular function: histone binding; zinc ion binding; chromatin binding. Gene Ontology annotation, biological process: negative regulation of DNA-templated transcription. Bases 109 to 2697 code for a protein of 862 amino acids. Gene Ontology annotation, cellular component: nucleus.